Molecule: messenger RNA, 3441 nt
Organism: Pecten maximus
Lineage: Eukaryota; Metazoa; Mollusca; Bivalvia; Pectinida; Pectinidae
Product: BRO1 domain-containing protein BROX-like
Exons: 11
Coding region: 33-1286 (417 amino acids)
Source: RefSeq, a predicted model, not a curated record
CGUUCUGCAACAGGAAAAUAUUGUCAACAAAGAUGGCGUACUGGUUCCACAGGAAUCCGCUGAAAGCGACUACCGUGCUUACUUUUGAGUUACGAGGAGUAUCAACAGAUGAAAAGACAAGAAGGAUUUUUAAUGAAUUGCGACAAACAAGGAAUAAACUACUGGAGUUACUUACUGACCCGAACCAUGAUAUUGUAACAGUAGAGAAGGCCACGUCUGAUUACUUCUGCCUCCUUAUGGGCCUCACACAGCCAUUCGGAGAGGAAGGGGAAAACAAAUUGAGAAAAGCAAUCAAGUACAAAUGGACCAAUACACUUUUGGGAAAUACUCCUAUGGAACAGUUUGAUGCUGUAUUCGAGGCAGCAUCUAUGGCCAUCAACAUAGCGUUGUGGUAUACAAAACAUGCUGCCAAACUGGCUGCUAAGGAAGAACCAGAUAUGGAGGAAGCAAAGGAGGUUCACAAGUGUUUGAGGAUAGCUGCAGGUAUAUUUAAAUUUGUCAAGGAUGAUCUAAUAACGCGGUUGUCUGAGAACACAGAGGGAGCUGUAGAUACGGACAAUCGAGUCCUAGAGGCCUACAUCCAUCAGUGUACAGCUGAGGCACAGGAAGUAACUUUAGCCAGAGCUGUGGAGAUGAAGCAUGCUUCAACAUUGAUAGCAUCUCUAGCAUUUGAAACAGGACAGAUGUACCAAAAAGCAGAUGAUGCUUUAAACAGUUUAGAUGACAAAGUGGUAGGGAAGUGGCGCAAGUACUGUCAGCUAAAAAGUAGUUUCUACAUCGCCAAUGCCCAUUGUUACAAUGGAGAGACACUUUUAGCACAAGACAAAUGUGGGGAAGCAAUAAGAGGACUACAGGAGGGAGUGAAAUUGUAUGAACAAGCUGAAAAACUAUGUUUGGAUUAUGCAUCGGCUAAAGGACUAGGAACAUUCGCCCGUCCAGCGAAUCAUCUAUUCUUCAGAAAAGUAGGACCGAUACUGAAAAGAACAUUAGAAAAAUGUGAAAGAGAAAAUGGAUUGAUAUACCACCAGAAGACUGUAUACGAUGCUCCAGCCCUGGAGUUGAAGGCCACCUAUGGACUUGUAGCCCCUGAGGAGUUUGCUUUUCCUACUAUCAAUCCUCUGUGGACCAAGGAUGUCUAUGAAAAAAUGAAUGCAAAAAUGGCACCUAAGCCUGACGAAAACAAGGACAAGAGUAAGAAGCCUGAGGACCUACCCCCAGUGAAGGAGAAGGAAACACCCAUGUCUGAAAAGGACCCUGGGAAUUUCAGUGGUUGUGUAGUGUCAUAAGACAUGUGUACAGAUCUUUGUAGCCUUGUAUACAGCACAUAGACGAUACAUUCUCAGUAGUGUUGUAGGCUAGAUAUAGAAACACAUUACCAUGGACAAAAAGUGCUUGUAUGUCAAGGAUUGGAGGGACAGAAGCCUGAUUUUCUAACAACUGUGAUGUAGAGACAUGUGUUAUGUUAACCUGUUACUGAUGAUUUGGAUAUAUUUACCCAUACCUAGACGGACUGUGGCAGAUUAUUGUCAUUCUUAGACAGUUUGACAUGGUAUUGAUUUGUGUAUAUAUAUCCGGAAAGACUUGCAUUUGGUACAGAUGGGCUGCUACGUAUACAUACGUGGACAUACUAGCAGGGUAUGGUUGUGUUACCUAAACAGGCAUGCUAAGUAAACAUAUGUCAUAUACUUGGUGAGAUAAUUAAAGUACGACUAGGUUUUUAAAUGAAAAACUGAUAUUAUAGCGUACUGAAAGGAAUACUUUAAAACAUGUUUUACUGAAGCAUUGCUGAAAGGUGCCCUGGUGCUAUUGUUAGAUAACCAGGCUGCUGAAGGUCUUUUUUUGGUAGUUCCUUUUUCAUAUCAAUUAAUUUUUGUGUGACUUUUUGUAGAUAACAAGGGAAUCACAAAUAGUGAGGUUCAUUACUUGAACAUCUUCACGGAUUUGUUUCAUUGAUAUUAUGCUUGCUAAUUAGAACCGACUUCUAUUCUUAACCAGGUUUUCUCUGUAGGUGAAGCACUUCACAGAGAUUAUAUGAUACUUCUUGUAUUUAUUGAAAUUAAAUUAAAGCUAAUAGUGUGUGAAAAUGGAGGCAUUUUUCUGCAUAUAGGACAAAAGCGGUGAAUGUACAUUUCCCUUCAUAUUACUAGCAUGAAACAAGACAGUUUAUUUAAGGAUGUUUCCAGUUUAUUUAAGGAUGUUUCCUGACACCAGUAGAAUGAUAAAAGUACACUAAUUAAUAUAAAUCUGCUUUAAGUGAUGUUCCUGUUACUGUAGAGUGUGCCUGACUUAUUACAAAACCAUGACAAGUAUAGACUGUUAUACUGUCUUCUACAUACAAUCACAACAGUAUAGUUCUAACUUCAUUGUUUUCCCAAAAUUUCUCCUUAAUUUUGCCGUGUUAAGUAAGUGUUUUAGUGCAAUAGAUGUUUUAUGCAUUUUAUUUCUGAUUUUCACGUGAAUUAUUUUACAGAUGCUGAAACAGGAGAAAAAAGAUUUCUCUGAAGCAGUCAUUAAUCUAUGUUUUGAGUACCGGUAUGUGUUUCUAAGAAAUUUCCAAGUUUCUACAAGGAGAAAUGAGUUGAUUUUCUUCUUAUCUUAAUAAUAAAGGAAUAUUUUGUUUGUUCAAAUUUGACUCAAGUUAAGAGAAAACAAAAUUUCAUUGUCGUCUUGGACCAUGAACAGAUACUAUCAAUAUAAUGUUUAAAAUAUAUAAUUUAUGGAGAAAAAAUCAAGAAAUAGCAGUCUAAUUGUUUAAGGCCUUGAGAAAUUCCUCAGGAAUAUGGUUGUUUCAGGAACUAGUCUGAUGAAAUUUGGAUACAUAAGUGAAGUAUGCUCUUGUUCUGUUUCUAAUACAUAUAAAUUGUAGCAUGUGAAGUAUUGAGUAAUUAAUUAUAUAUAUAAAGGUGACACUCAUUUGCACAUCUUUUUUAAAGAGAUUCAUAACCACUUUUAAGUAAUAUAGAGAGAUAUCUUAACAUGAUUACUGUAUAGUCUUUAUUCUGUUUACUGUAUGUACUAGGGUAGAAUACUAGAUGUACAUGUAUAGCAUAAUGAUAAUAUAUCCUUGUGUCUGUUGAUUGUAUAUAUAUGAUGAUAUAUAAUGUAUUUAUAAGGUAUUGUGUAUAUAGAUUCAUUAUGGAUUUGUAUUGAACAAAAAUAAUUUCUAUGUCAUGCUAUGCAUGUGGAGCCAGUCAAGGAUUUAAAAGAAUAUGAUAUGUUUUUCUAUGUCUACAAUGUAUAUAAAUACUAGAGCUACUCUCACAUUAACUUCUAUGUCACAAUAUAUGUACACGCAUGUAGAGCUAUUCUGAAGUUGUAAGGGGCACUCCGUUAUUUCUAUAUUGUGAUCAAUAGUAUGAUACAUUGUGCUAUAAUAGUUUUGUGACAUACUGGUAACCCAGUCACCUAAAACCCUAUUAAAUCCUUUGUUUGCCUUCUUAA